This is a messenger RNA of Lodderomyces pseudojiufengensis, 426 nucleotides long. RefSeq lists its product as uncharacterized. Bases 1 to 426 code for a protein of 141 amino acids. The transcript has a single exon. NCBI's taxonomy places the organism in Eukaryota, Fungi, Ascomycota, Pichiomycetes, Serinales, Debaryomycetaceae. The record is from RefSeq and is a predicted model, not a curated record.
AUGUCUACGGAAGAAGUACCUAUGCAAAACUUGUCUCAUUCAAAUCAUUCAUCUCAAACAUUAAAUCAUCAAUAUCAAAACAAGGGAAAUGCCAUAACUUCACAACCUCAAUUAACAAACCAGCUGUCGGAGAGAAUGAAAUACGAACAACAGCAUGAAAGACCAUCAAACCAAACUCAAUUGAAACCUCAAAAUUCAAAUUCAUCAUCAUCAUCUAGUUCUUCAUCUUCAAGUUCUGGAUCUGAUUUUUCGGGUCAUAGUGAUACUAGUGGAUAUUUCAGAGAAGGAAAUGAAUGUACCGAAUUUUGUAUUGAAUUUUGUACAUGUUUCGGCGUUGUAGAUUGUUGUCCAAGAAAUGGUGAGGGUUGGGUUACAUCUUGUGCAACUUGGGUUGGAAAUCUAAUAGUCGGAUGUUGUAGAUGUUAA